This is a messenger RNA of Zonotrichia albicollis (white-throated sparrow), 600 nucleotides long. The record is from RefSeq and is a predicted model, not a curated record. NCBI's taxonomy places the organism in Eukaryota, Metazoa, Chordata, Aves, Passeriformes, Passerellidae.
CAUAAUCAACCUGUCAAAGGUGUCAGAUACCUUUUUCCUAAAAGUACUUCCUGCAUGUGUUUACUUGAAUCUCUUACAAAAUAGAUACCACAGACUCAAGGACAAUCUGUGGAGCAAGAGUUAUUGCUUCUGAGAGAAGAGCUGAGCCAGGCACAACAGAAAUUGCAUGAAAUGGAGGAAGCAAAGGCCAGUGAAUAUCAAGGGGAAUCGGAAAAAAUGGAGAGAACAGAUGUUAUUCCAAAACCACAUGACUCCCAGGAAGUCAGCAUCCAGACUGAAAGAGAUGAUGAUGAAUUCAAAAUGCAACUGGAAAAUCUCCAGAAUGAGAGAGACCAGCUGAGAGAAAUGCUACAGGAGACAAUUAGCAAGAACUCAGAGAUACAGGAGGAGUUGAGAUGUACUCGUGAAUGUCUUGCACAGCAUCAGGAGAAGAUUGUGGAGCUGAAAGGAAGUAUUUCAGAGAAAGAAAACCAGCUCUCAAAGGUGCAAGGGGCAUUGGAGGAGAAAACUGAUGAGCUGCAGCAGAAGGUCAGAAGCAGUUUUGUCAAAAAAAUUACAAGUUCUGCUGAAUUUGGUUCCCAAUGUCUACUGCACACUUCA